This is a messenger RNA of Mesocricetus auratus (golden hamster), 1830 nucleotides long. RefSeq names its product acid phosphatase 5, tartrate resistant (gene Acp5). Gene Ontology annotation, biological process: bone resorption. NCBI's taxonomy places the organism in Eukaryota, Metazoa, Chordata, Mammalia, Rodentia, Cricetidae. Bases 563 to 1546 code for a protein of 327 amino acids. Gene Ontology annotation, molecular function: ferric iron binding; acid phosphatase activity; ferrous iron binding. The record is from RefSeq and is a predicted model, not a curated record. The transcript has 9 exons.
UGACACUGGAACUUGACUUCAUUUGCACAGGCCAGCAGCUCCCCAGGGAUCCUCCAGGUGUUCAGCACAGGACUGGAACUGCUGAGGCCCCAGCCCCGCCCACUGAGCAGCUGCUGGUUCUCAGCCUCCCCUGUGCAAGCCCACAUCAGUUUUGUGCAUGAUAUUUGUUCGGGCUCACACGUAUGCUGUGGAAAGACUAUGGAGGUCAGCCAGGCAUAGAGGUGUUCACUCUGGAAGCCGAGGAAGGCAGAUCUCGAGUCUCGCGUCUUGAACUUGUUCUGGGGCUGACUUAAUCUUGACCCGAUCUUCGGUCCUCCGCGGCCUAGGAUUACAGCGAGAGGUGCGACUGGGGGGUCCACAGCAAGCCCAGCGCUGGGAGACCUGGGGCGAGCCGCCGACCCUCUCUGAGACUUUAUGCAAAGCGCCUAAGGAGGGAUUCCGGGAGCCGCACUAACCGAGACGGGAGGGAUUGGUGGGAAUAAAGAGUCCGUGGCCACCAGUUCUGCUCCAGGAGCCCGAUUGCCUCUGGCAACCUCACUGAGCAGUCUGCGCUUCCUCCACGAUGGACGCACGGACGGUGCUGCUGGGCCUGCAAAUCAUGUCGCUCCCGCUCCUGGGUCACUGUGCAGCUGCCACUCCCACCCUGAGAUUUGUGGCUGUUGGUGACUGGGGAGGGGUCCCCAAUGCCCCCUUUCACACAGCCCGGGAAAUAGCCAACGCUAAAGAAAUCGCCAGAACCGUGCAGAUUAUGGGUGCUGACUUCAUCAUGUCCCUGGGGGACAACUUCUACUUCACUGGAGUGCGUGAUGACAAAGACAAGCGGUUCCAGGAAACCUUUGAGGAGGUGUUCUCUGACCGUGCCCUCCGCAAUAUCCCCUGGUAUGUGUUGGCUGGGAACCAUGACCACCUUGGCAAUGUCUCAGCACAAAUUGCUUACUCCAAGAUCUCCAAGCGCUGGAACUUCCCAAGCCCUUACUAUCGUUUGCACUUCAAAAUCCCACGGACAAACGUAACCGUGGCCAUCUUCAUGCUGGACACAGUGAUGCUGUGCGGCAACUCUGAUGACUUCGUCAGCAAGCAGCCCAAAAUGCCCCGAGACCUGGGAGUGGCCCGGAGUCAGAUGUCCUGGUUCAAAAAGCAGUUGGCAGCAGCCAAGGAAGACUACAUUUUGGUGGCUGGCCACUACCCCAUCUGGUCCAUUGCUGAACAUGGACCCACCCGCUGCCUGGUCAAGCACUUGCGGCCACUGUUGGCCACAUACGGGGUCACUGCCUACCUCUGUGGACAUGAUCACAACUUGCAGUAUCUUCAGGAUGAGAAUGGAGUGGGCUAUGUGCUGAGUGGGGCUGGCAACUUCAUGGACCCCUCCGUGCGGCACCAAGGCAAGGUCCCCAAUGGCUACCUGCGCUUUCACUAUGGAUCUGAGGAAUCCCUGGGUGGCUUCACAUAUGUGGAGAUAAGCCCCAAAGAAAUGAGCAUCACCUAUGUGGAAGCUGCUGGAAAAUCACUCUUCAAGACCAGCCUCCCCAGACGACGCAGAUACUGAACACCUUCAGCUUGUCCCCUAUGGCUCUGAGGCAGGAAGCCUCUGCAGGCACGGUGGGUGGACGCUGUGAGGACCUCAGCCACGGGCAGCUUUUUCUCUGGCCCCUGGUGCUCUGACAGAGUGGGAAGGGAAACCACAGAGGCUUGCAUACAUGAAAGAAGUAUGUGCACACAGACUCACCCCACCCCACAGCCAGGUUUUGGGGUACAGCUUUCUUGGAGUAAGGCUUCUGAAUCAAGCAUUUUAUAGUCACUGCUAUUCAAUAAAAGAAUGCUUGCCAAGUC